Pipistrellus nathusii (Nathusius's pipistrelle) is the source of this 2718-nucleotide messenger RNA. The record is from the annotation of a GenBank genome assembly. NCBI's taxonomy places the organism in Eukaryota, Metazoa, Chordata, Mammalia, Chiroptera, Vespertilionidae.
AUGGGUGGACAUUCGCUGCUGCUUGGUCUGCUCCUGUUCCUUCCUCUGAUCUCGGGCUGGACCAUUUCCAACUGCUCAGUGACCGAAGGCUCCAGGCUGCAUCUGGUCGGCGGUUUCUCCCUCUGCUUCUUGGACUCCAGCCUGCUCCUCCUCGCAGCAUGCUCCGGGGUGACCAACGUGACCAAGACCUUGGAGGCUGUGCCCCUGGGUGUGGAGGGGCUCUGUCUCACUGGUUCCCCUUCGGUUCUGCCCACGGAUGCCUUCUCCCGCUUCCCUGGCCUCAAGGCCCUGAGGCUGAGCCUGUAUCGCACUCAUAUCCUGCCAGGAGCCUUCUGGGGCCUGGGACAGCUGCAGCUGCUGUCUUUCCUGCAGCCUCCUGGGAGAGACCUCUUCCUACCCCCGGAUGCCUUGGGCAACCUGAGCUCCCUCCAGUACGUGGCUUUCUCGGGCGUUUGCCUGAAUGGGAGCUCGGGUGUCCGGUUGCCUCCCAACCUGCGGCAGCUGUCCGUCACUUUGAGUUGCCUUGAGAAUGUGGGGCAGCUGGCCGACAUCUUCCCGGACCUGGUGCGUGGCUCCUCUGGCGAUGCCUGGACUCUGGAGAUGCUGGACUUGACGUUAAACAAAUGGCUGAAGACGGCCAGUCCCGGGGCCCUCCAGGGCCUCAAGCUGGGGACUCUGAAACUGGACCACACAAAGAUGAAGGCAGCUGCAGUGAUGGGACUGGGGCUGCGGAGGCUGGAUGCCCUGUCUGUGACAUUCACGGACACGGCCGAGCUGCCCGCCGGGACAGUUGCCCACUUUGAGCUGCAAGAGCUGAGUAUGGGAGGGGCACCGAGGCUGAUAGAACACAUAGCUCCGGAGGCCCUGGCUUCCUGCCAAAGCCUGAAGAACUUGAGUCUCCAGGGAAGCCGCCUCAUGGACCUGCCACCAGGUUUGCUGGCUGCCCUGCACAGGCUUCAGAGGCUGAACCUGAGUGGCAACAAGCUACGCAGUGCCGUGCUGUGCCAGAACAAGACAGGAGCCGAGUCAGGACUGUGGGCCCUGGACCUGUCCAGCAACGAGCUGCAUAGCCUGGCCCCUGCCACCUUCUCCUGUUUGUCCCACCUGCGGGAGCUGCUACUUCAGGUGAACCAGCUGGUUCGGCUGGAGGGCCAGGUAUUCCAGGGCUUGAGGAGGCUGGAGAUGCUGGACCUGAGUAACAACCCACUGGAGGCCCUGGGCGAGGGCUGGUUGGCUCCUCUGCCUGCACUGACCACCCUCAACCUGCUUAAGACCCACAUCGUGCCGAGCCCAGCCUGGGACUUCUGGGGCCUAGAGAGUCUGCAGGACCUGAGGCUGCCGCUCCCCUCUGGCCCUCCUGGGGCAGCGCUGUCCCUGCCCACGAGGCUGACCAGCUUGGAGCUUCAUGCAGUGCCAGGCGGGGAACUUUGGGAACUGGCUUCUCCUGUCUUUCCAGCUUUACAGAAGUUGACUCUAAAAGGCUUGGGACUGCAGCUGGGGACCCAGAAUGUCACCAGGAUCUUCCCUGCCCUUCGCCAACUCUCCCUGUUUGGCAGUAGCUUGGAGGGCCUCUGUUCCCAUGACACCCCCAGCUUCUUCCUCUGGCAGCUCCCUAGGCUCCAGUAUCUGAGGGUACAGGGGGACGGGCACGGCCCCAAGCCCUGCUGCAUCACCGGGCUGCCCAAUCUCCAGGAGCUGAAGCUGCAGAGACUGCAGUCCCGAGAGCAGCCCCGCCGCCUGCAGCUGGAGGAGCUGGUCGGGGAGCUGCCCAGGCUCCAGGUACUGUAUGUGGCCCAAACGGGGCUGGAGACGCUGUCUGCGGUUGCUUUCCAGGGUCUGGGAAGUCUCCAGGUCUUGGUGCUAGUCCGGGAGAACAGCCUCGUGCUGGACGGCAGUCUCCAGCAGCUCAGUCCCCAGAUGCCACAGUACGUGUAUAUGAUGAUCUCGUCCUUGGCCUGCCAGUGUGCCAAUGCCUGGGUGGAGCCCUGGCUUGAGGGGUCCCCCAGAACAUAUGUGUAUAUAGCAUUCACCCAGCUGUGCCAGCCAGAAGCCAGGGUCCACCCCAAGCCUCGCCUCUUCCCUUUUCUCCGGAGUCACUGCCCCAGGACCUUGGAGUUGGGCCUCUUUUUGGGCAGCUCUGUCCUGCUGCUUCUGCUGAUCUCCUUGCCCCUCCUGCAGGAAGCCAGGAACUCCUGGUUCCUCUAUCUCCAGGCCUUACUCAGGGCUUGGCUUCAGGACCUGUGGGGUCGGAAAGGUGAGGGCAAGAGGUUCCUCUACGACGUCUUUGUGUCCCACUGUAGGCAAGACCAGGCCUGGGUGGUGCAGGAGCUGCUGCCUACGUUGGAGGGCCGCCGGGGGCUGCGCCUCUGCCUCCCCGAGCGGGAUUUCGAGCCAGGCAAGGACGUGGCUGAGAAUGUGGCGGAGAGCAUGGCAAACAGCCAGGUCACGCUCUGCGUGCUGAGUUGCCAGGCGCUGCGUACCCCACGCUGCCGCCUGGAGCUCCGACUGGCCACCUCCCUCCUGCUGGCCGCCCCCCGGCCCCCACUGCUGCUGCUGGUCUUCUUGGAGCGUGUCUCCCGCCACCAGCUCCCCCGCUACCACAGGCUGGCGUGGCUGCUCCGCAGAGGAGACUACUGCUUGUGGCCCGAGGAAGAGGAGAGAAAAGACGGCUUCUGGGCUUGGUUGGGGAGCAGGCUGGAGCAAGCCAGGCUGGGCUAG